AUGAGCUUAAAACUAUUAAAUUCUUUUAAUUUAUUUAUUAGCCUUUUAUUCAUUUUUAUUUUUUUGUUAUUUUAAUUAAUUUUUUUAUUUUUAACUUUUGAUUUAAUUAUUAUUUAAUUCAUUUCUUACUAUUUCAUAUUCAAUUUUUCCUUCUAAUUAACUAACUAACUAACUAAUUAUUUAUUUAUUUUUCUCUAAUAUUUAAAAAGGUCCAAUAAAAUUGGUGAUCUAGGUAUACAAAGGUUUGGUUUUGCUUUAGAAUAGUGCACUAAUCUCUCAAAUUUGACACUUGAUUUUUUUGCCAAUAAAAUUGGUGAUGAAGGUUUGUAUGAGUUAGGUUUUUCUUUAGGAAAGUGCACUAAUCUUUAAAAUUUGACGCUUAAUCUCAAAUCCAAUAAAAUUUGCACAAUAAGUACAUUACGCUUAGGUUCUGCUUUAUAAUAGUGCACUAAUCUCUCAAAUUUGGCAAUUAAUCUCUAUUCAAACAAAAUCAAUAAAUCAGAAGAGUUGUAAGUAGUAAGUAAGUAUCUUAAAUUAAAAAGAUUAGUUGCAAUUAAAAUAAAUUUCAAAUGGUGA
Molecule: messenger RNA, 576 nt
Organism: Tetrahymena thermophila SB210
Lineage: Eukaryota; Ciliophora; Oligohymenophorea; Hymenostomatida; Tetrahymenidae
Product: transmembrane protein, putative
Exons: 4
Source: RefSeq, a predicted model, not a curated record